AUGAGUAGCAUAUACACUGAAGAGACAAGUGCUACUCAUAAAAUCACGAGAACAAUUUUGGAUCUUCUUUUCUCCGUGAGAUCGUAUGGGUCUCCAGUAAAACCGAGUUGCAAUAGUGGAACAGAACCACAAUCGCCAAGAAAAGUCCCAAAAUAUAAAUCUGCAGCUUUGGAUCAAAACAAUUUGCAAAAAGUGCAAUUACAAGGAGCAAAAAGAAAAAAGAGAUUAAAAGAAAAGAAACUCGAGGAGCAACAAUUAAGUGAAAGAAGCACACUUUAUCAUUACGACCACAAGACUAGUGAGACACCUACAACUUACGAGGACUUGCUCAAAAAGCGACUUGGACUCAAAGGACCAAUAAUACCAUACCAAAUUACCAAAUUGGAAGCUUUUUCUUCGAAUACUGAUGAUACAUCCUCGAUGGCAGAAACGAUUCGGAGUCUGAACAUCAGAAGCACUAUAUUACUGGAAAAACAAGAAUAUCUGGUAAGAAAUGAAACUUUGCUAUGGUGCGACUCAUUUUUGGAGGCUUCUGAUAUUGGAGAUAUAGUAGAAGCAUCUAAGAACUGGUGCUUUCCGCCUUUGUGGGUCCCAAAAAAAAUGAGCUUUCGAGCUUUCAUGACAGAUAAUUUUAGACAAGCAUUCAGGGCCAUUGAAAAUGACGUAUUAAAUUUUCAGAACAAUUCGGAGGCUAUCCAGAAUAAAUUAUGCGAAACUUGUAGGGAAAUAUUGACAAAACAGGGAGUUACUAGUGACUUUUUGCAGUACACACAUUCCUAUUCACGAAUGCUUGAGCCCGUUGAAAAAGAGUUUGACAGUUUAAGAAAGUUGAUCGACUCUUCGGAGCUGAAGGCAAGUCAUAUACAACAUGAAGUUUUGGAAAGAAAGUUUCUGGAGACCAAAAUGAUGUUACAGGGGCUACCUGAAUUUUUCGAGACCCUCCUGUCUAAAAGAAGAAUAGCAGAGUCAAAGCUCUACGAGCUCAAUCAGUUUUGUGCUCUUGUAGACAACCACCAAAAACUCAAUGAAAAAAUUGUGAAAAAGUUUGAAAUUUUACAUCUGGAAUUCAUUGAUUACAAUCAUGUCAUGCAAGAAUACGUCCUAAAAUUAAAAGAUCAUUUCGAACUUUUAACACUGGAGUUCCUAGUCUCAGACUGGCAAAGACAUUUCGCAAGAUUUGCAAUAGCUUUGAAAAGAUCCUUCCAUGAGAAUUAUGAAGCCCACCAAAUUUUGAAUUCCAUAGUAUUUCGUAGGAAACAGGUUGCAAGAAACGUAACGCACAUCCAAAGAAAGAUAGUUUACUUUGAAAGGACAUAGAAAAUACAAAAAAACUGACUUUAGAGAUAUUCAAAGAUAGAUUGAAUCCAGGCUAAGCACAUUCCCAGUAAUCAGCAUUUUCACCAGAAACAGCUUUCAAAACGCCGUUGCGAUAUUGAAAACGAUUGCAAAAUACUUCUCCAUUUC
Molecule: messenger RNA, 1464 nt
Organism: Metschnikowia bicuspidata var. bicuspidata NRRL YB-4993
Lineage: Eukaryota; Fungi; Ascomycota; Pichiomycetes; Serinales; Metschnikowiaceae
Exons: 1
Coding region: 1-1317 (438 amino acids)
Source: RefSeq, a predicted model, not a curated record